Messenger RNA from Microdochium trichocladiopsis, 1502 nucleotides. RefSeq names its product Ctr copper transporter family-domain-containing protein. Bases 438 to 1022 code for a protein of 194 amino acids. NCBI's taxonomy places the organism in Eukaryota, Fungi, Ascomycota, Sordariomycetes, Xylariales, Microdochiaceae. Gene Ontology annotation, molecular function: copper ion transmembrane transporter activity. Gene Ontology annotation, cellular component: membrane. The record is from RefSeq and is a predicted model, not a curated record. The transcript has 2 exons. Gene Ontology annotation, biological process: copper ion transmembrane transport.
CUCACGAAACCGUCUCACCCGUUGCGCCAUUGUUUGUGAUGGGCUCAGCGCCCGGCGCUGACCCCGUCUCCGGUCUAAAGCACCGGCUUCCCCAUGAGCACAUUUCUCCGCUGGCCCUAUCGUCCGACAACUCCUCUGGUCUGAUCUGAUCUUUCUAGCCAGACUCUUUCCCUUACCGUUCGCUCGCCAAGUCGCUCAUACUUGCUCAAAUUCGCGACCUCACGGCACGCCGGUCUCGCACUACAUCAAGCCAGCGCAACGACAUCACGAGGCCAUACAUAUCGACCAGAACCACUGGUACAAAGCAACUCCAGCCCUCUGCUACGUCACAAUAACCUGGCUCUCCACGCCUCCAACUCUCAACGCAGCUCGGAACCGUGAAGAACACCUCCUCCCGAAACAUCUAGGAACAAACACACCUUUCUCUCUCGCCCAGCAUGGAUCACGGUGGCAUGGGUGGCGACGGCGCAGCAUGCAAGAUUAGCAUGCUGUGGAACUGGAACACAGUCGACGCCUGCUUCCUCUCCGAAACAUGGCAGAUCAAGAACGACGGCAUGAUGGCCGCCUCGUGUAUCGGCGUCAUGCUGCUCGUGGUCAUUCUCGAGUUCUUCCGACGCAUCGGCAAGGAAUACGACAUCUAUAUCGCCCGCCAGUUCCAGCGACACGUCAGCGCCCAGACUGCCGCCUCGAAGGCCCCAGCCAGCGACGACAACAACAACUCGUCGUGUUGCGCGCCGCCACCGGUCGAGGCGCCCGUCUACGGCCCACAGACAAUCACCUUCCGCGCGUCGCCGCUCCAGCAGCUGAUCCGCUCCGUCAUCCACAUGUUCACCUUCGGCAUUGCCUACAUUGUCAUGUUGCUGGCCAUGUACUUCAACGGGUACAUCAUCAUCUCGAUCUUCCUGGGCGCGGGCAUCGGCAAGUUCUUCUGCGACUGGCUGGUACUCAAGGUGACCGUGGGUGGUGACGAUACUGGCAAGGGGCCCUCAGGGAUCGAGGACGCCACUAUUUGCUGUGGUUGAGCUGGGCGCCUGCAUUGAUCGCCAUGCACGGAGAGACUACUCGACUUGCACCCCGAGUUGUCCGGCACCCGUCGUUGGAAUUGCCUGUCGCAACUAUACCCUGAUUUCGUGCGGUGUUUUUAUGUCUUGUCAAGAAUGACGUUAGCGAGAGCAAGCUGUGUUGUGUUAGUUUUUGGAAUAUGAACAAAUAUCAGACUAUCAAUAAAUAGGUCGAACGCAAUGAAGAACCGGCGCUGCAAGCCGAGACACCCAAAGUUGGCAGUCCCGAAAUGUAGGCCUCUGAAGUCCCCCCACUCCAGUCCUCGGUUCCAGUCCUAAAUCCUGUUCCAUUGAGCCAAUCCCGGACAAGGGGGUUUGCAGAUUGUGGCACAUCAUUUCUGGGAUCGCCAGGGACUCUGCUAUGCAGAAACCAUGAAGGGUUGUGAAGCCCAGACACUCGACUACUAGUAUGCAUGAACGGGGGUCAAGAUUUGAGUAACC